Molecule: messenger RNA, 1125 nt
Organism: Penicillium waksmanii
Lineage: Eukaryota; Fungi; Ascomycota; Eurotiomycetes; Eurotiales; Aspergillaceae
Product: monooxygenase
Exons: 2
Coding region: 1-1125 (374 amino acids)
Source: RefSeq, a predicted model, not a curated record
AUGCUUGGAUUGCAUCUCCUGCCUUUUUUGCAAUCAUUUUUAAUUGACAAAUCAUCUGCGGAAAUAGUUGGCGCAGCGAAACUCGACUGUGUGGGCUUGCCGGAGAGGUCCUUGCGUUCAACUAUGCCAUACAAGAAUGAGACAGAAGCUAUAUGCCAGUCAGAUCUCUUGAAAAGAACCUUGCUGUGCAUUCCACUCCUAGGGUGCUUUGGAGCUGCUCGUGCGAUAAUGACCACGUUGAUCAAUAGGGUCAGACCAAUCAUGGUUCCUUUCUUUGUUGGUGGCUCUUGGACUUCAGGUACUGGAGAGACAGUUGACUUGCGCGGACCUAUCUACCACGUUCCAUUUAUGGACAAGCUUUUCAAGUCACUAAUCUUUUGCUUUCUUCCUUCUAUUACGGGAACAGAUCAAUUAUCGUGCUUCCAGAUGCGGUCCUUUAUAACAGACCUGGGCCCGGUCUUUGGUGUAUGGAUGCUGGAGAGCUACCGCAAUUGUCCUCUCCUUGCAGGCAUUGCUUUUCAGCUAAAAGGCAUUGGUAUUUGGGCUCCCAUCUAUUAUACUUUGGAGUACCUCCAUGCCCCACAUGGGAGUCUCUUAUCCGGGUGUCAUGAGAUCGCAGCUCAACAUACUGUUUCUCUUCUGCUUGCACUCCUCGGUGGACUCUAUCUACCGAAAUAUCUGGACUUCACAUCUGCGAUGGUUGAAUCCCGCCGGUUUUGGAAUGCGGUUUGGCAGCCAUUCCCUGUUAUAGUGCCAACGAUCGCCAGGGUCAUUCGUCUGCUGAGAAACCCGGUUUCCAAGGCUGAAAACUCAGCGGAUUUGGCCCAAUCGAUGACGAAGCCUAGCAAGCGGAAUAUUUUCUGGGUCCGUGCUGCGUAUAUUGGCUUUGCUGCUAUUUCCGGCUUCACCUGGAUCCACUCCAUCUGUUCUGCGCCAGCAAAUAGCUCAGUGCUGCCCAUUUUCUGGCCAGGUUUGGAUGGGCAUUUGCGUCCCGUUGCUUCUUUCAUGGAUGGUAUCGCAAGAUAUCUACAAUAUGAUCAAAUCUUUGCAAUGGGCAGUGGCUUUGUUUGGCUUGGAUUGAGACUUCAUGAGCUCAGGCAGUCUGAGGCUACUUUUCUUGGCUGA